Salvia splendens (bonfire salvia) is the source of this 1930-nucleotide messenger RNA. RefSeq names its product protein FD-like. Gene Ontology annotation, biological process: positive regulation of DNA-templated transcription. The record is from RefSeq and is a predicted model, not a curated record. NCBI's taxonomy places the organism in Eukaryota, Viridiplantae, Streptophyta, Magnoliopsida, Lamiales, Lamiaceae. Bases 949 to 1563 code for a protein of 204 amino acids. Gene Ontology annotation, molecular function: DNA-binding transcription factor activity. The transcript is spliced from 3 exons. Gene Ontology annotation, cellular component: nucleus.
AUCUUCAACACAUUAAAUCAUUGUCUUAAGCUAGAGUGCAACUUUCAUUUUGAUCAUUGACAGAUGUAGUUGGAGUUGCGUGGGAUAUGUCGACCUCAUUGUUAGCCCAUGAGUACCAGAAUUCAAUUUUUGGAGCCAUUGUCGAUCCUAAGGUAAGUAGCUUCGACUCCACAGGUUGCGAGUUAUUUGGUUGUUGACGUGCAUUUUUACAGCAUCGAGAGGCUUGGGUGACCAGUGUUGUCAUGUCUUUGUUGGAAGCAUUCUUCCCUCGUUACCACCACAUUUGCCAUGCGCAAGAAUAAAUCAUGCCUCAUGCAUGUUUUUCAGAUAAAUAAUCUGUCAUUACCUGUUGGUACACACCAACAACUUCUCUUUUCCAAUGUACGCAUGGCUUACGACGAUUUAUUGGCCUCCUUACAUUUUAUUAAUAUUUUAUCUUUUAAUUAUUGAAAUUCAUGAUAUUUAUUCUCAUCCACUCAUUUUAACGAAUACAUUACCUAUCUCAUUUUAACAUCUAAUACAUGACCCUAUUCUGAAUACAUUACCUAUCUCAUUUUAACAUCUAAUACAUGACCCUAUUCUGAUGUACUACUACUUAUAUAAAAUUACCUAUUUCAUUAUGACAUCCACUCAUCCACUCAUUUUAACGAAUGCAUUACCUAUUUCAUUUUAACAUCUAAUACAUGAACGUAUUCGAAUGUACUACUACUUAUAUAAAAUUACCUAUUUCAUUUUUACAUCUAAUACAUGACCCCGUUCUGAUGUACUACUACUUAUAUAAAAUUUUAACCAAAGAAAAUGAUAUCCGAGUAAAAGAGUCAAAAUAGAUGUACAAUUAUAAAUUGAGAAAAAGGGAUAAGAAAAAAUAGUACCCGACUCCAAGACAUUGUUUGGUAACCUCAAAUAUCCAGACAUACUCUUUCAUGUCUGAGUGAAGUGCUUCUUCAAAUGUGGACAGCUUCUUCCUCCGCCUCCGCCUCCGCCUCCACUUCCACCUCCGCCUCCUCCUCCUCCUCUUCCUCUCCCUACCUCCGCCACCCGAAAACCAUGGAAGAAGUUUGGAAAGACAUAACCUUCGCUGCCUCCGAUCUCCACCUCAACCCCUCCUCCCCUCACGGCGUCAUCCUCCAAGACUUCUUCUCCAAAGCUCCUCCGCCCUCCUCCGCCCCUUCCCACGCUUCUCCUCCGCCUCCUCCCCCCACAAUGCUCACUCUCAGCUCCGAUCACUUCGGCACCCUCCUCUUCCAGCCCCACCACCGCCACCCCGCCGCCUUAGACGCCGUCGUCCCCGAUGGCACCGCCGCCGCCGGAAAGAAGAGGUUCCCUGAUUUCGACAGGAGCUCCGGCGACCGCCGCCAUAAGCGUAUGAUCAAGAACCGCGAGUCUGCUGCUCGCUCCAGAGCUAGAAAGCAGGCUUAUACAAAUGAGUUAGAGUUGGAAGUUGCCCAUUUGCUUGAAGAAAAUGCCAAACUCAGAAAACAGCAAGAAAAGUUUUAUAGAGAAGCAGCUGCCGAGCACCAGAAAAGGAAGCCUCUCCAUAGAACAUCCACUGCUCCAUUUUGAAUUUUUAACUUUUUUUUUUGUUUUUUUGGUUCGAGAAAACUGGUGGGAACUCAUUACUAAUAUUAAUUAAUUUUCUAUAAUGUCUCUUGAUAUGAGUAGAAUGGAUUUUUCACUGGAGGGCCCUUUUCCUCUUUUGUUGAUCACUCCUUUGGAAUCCAUCACCAAGAUAUGAAUAUAUCUUCUUUUCUCACUGCAACUACUGCAGCUGCUGCUUUUUUUUCUUUUUAAAUUUUUUUUUUAGUUGGAAGAAAGAGAGAGAAUAUAAGUGUACUAGGUAGAAGAGAGUUGGUUUAUUGGCUGCUGCAAAAGUUUGGAUUCUUGCUGGGAACGCCUUUAUCUCAUCUGCUUCAUCAUAAUCACUUCUUUA